Dipodomys ordii (Ord's kangaroo rat) is the source of this 3130-nucleotide messenger RNA. It is a transcript of the gene Jade1, whose product is annotated as jade family PHD finger 1. The transcript has 11 exons. Bases 84 to 2594 code for a protein of 836 amino acids. The record is from RefSeq and is a predicted model, not a curated record. Gene Ontology annotation, cellular component: histone acetyltransferase complex. NCBI's taxonomy places the organism in Eukaryota, Metazoa, Chordata, Mammalia, Rodentia, Heteromyidae. Gene Ontology annotation, biological process: regulation of transcription by RNA polymerase II.
CCCCGGCAGUGUGUCCACACACCUGGACACAAUUCUAAGGCCUCAGCCUGGGGCUGGGGCUGCCUGCUGUGCCCCGGGAGAUCAUGAAACGAGGCCGCCUUCCCAGCAGCAGUGAGGACUCCGACGACAAUGGCAGCCUGUCCACUACUUGGUCCCAGAAUUCUCGAUCCCAGCACAGGAGAAGCUCCUGCUCCAAACACGAGGAUCGCAAGCCUUCCGAGGUGUUUAGAACAGACCUGAUCACCGCCAUGAAGCUGCAUGACUCGUACCAGCUCAACCCGGAUGAGUACUACGUGCUAGCAGACCCAUGGAGACAGGAGUGGGAGAAGGGAGUCCAGGUGCCCGUGAGCCCAGGGACCAUCCCUCAGCCUGUGGCCAGGGUCCUGUCUGAAGAGACGUCCCUCAUGUUCAUUAGGCCGAAGAAGCACAUCGUCUCCGCAGGCUCCGAGCCUCCAGCUCUGGGCUAUGCUGACAUCCGAACGCUGGCCGACAGUGUGUGCCGGUACGAUCUCAACGACACGGAUGCCGCGUGGCUGGAGCUGACCAAUGAGGAGUUCAAGGAGAUGGGAAUGCCUGAGCUAGAUGAGGUCACCAUGGAGCGGGUCCUGGAAGAGUUUGAGCAGCGAUGCUACGACAACAUGAACCAUGCCAUCGAGACGGAGGAAGGGCUGGGGAUUGAGUACGACGAGGACGUGGUGUGUGACGUCUGCCAGUCCCCCGACGGCGAGGACGGCAACGAGAUGGUGUUCUGUGACAAGUGCAACAUCUGUGUGCACCAGGCCUGCUAUGGAAUCCUCAAGGUGCCAGAGGGCAGUUGGCUGUGCCGGACCUGCGCCCUGGGUGUGCAGCCGAAAUGUCUGCUGUGUCCCAAGAAGGGGGGCGCCAUGAAGCCCACCCGCAGCGGAACCAAGUGGGUCCAUGUCAGCUGCGCCCUGUGGAUCCCAGAGGUGAGCAUUGGCAGCCCGGAGAAGAUGGAGCCCAUCACCAAGGUGUCUCACAUCCCCAGCAGCCGCUGGGCACUGGUGUGCAGUCUCUGCAACGAGAAGUUUGGGGCCUCCAUUCAGUGCUCGGUGAAGAACUGCCGCACGGCCUUCCACGUCACCUGCGCCUUUGACCGCGGCCUGGACAUGAAGACCAUCCUGGCAGACAACGAUGAAGUCAAAUUCAAGUCCUACUGCCCGAAGCACAGCUCGCACCGGAAGCCCGAGGAGAGCCUUGGGGAGGGGCCCACGGAGAACGGGGCUCCCCGGAGCCCCCUGGAGGCCCUCACCGGCCCUGGGCAGCAGCGUGACGAAGCCCACCGCACCAGCGUCCGCAAGCAGAAGCUGCAGCAGCUGGAGGACGAGUUCUACACCUUCGUCAACCUGCUGGACGUGGCCAGGGCCCUGAGGCUGCCGGAGGCGGUGGUGGAUUUCCUGUACCAGUACUGGAAGCUGAAGAGGAAGGUCAAUUUCAACAAGCCCCUCAUCACCCCAAAGAAAGACGAGGAGGACAAUCUGGCCAAGCGCGAGCAGGACGUCUUGUUUAGGAGGCUGCAGCUGUUCACGCACCUGCGGCAGGACCUGGAGCGGGUGCGGAACCUCACGUACAUGGUCACACGCAGGGAAAAGAUGAAACGGUCGGUGUGCAAAGUCCAGGAGCAGAUAUUCAGUCUUUACACUAAGCUCUUGGAGAAAGAAAGAGUUCCAGGUGUGCCUUCUUCCUGUGCAUCCUCCUCCUCCCUGGAAAGCAUGCUUCUGUUUAACAGUCCUGUGGGUCCUGGCACUCCCACCAUUGAGGACCUGACGUGGCAUUCGGCCUUCUUCAGGAAGCAGAUGGGCGCAUCCUUGGCCCCGUCGCUGAAGAAACUCCAUAAACGAGACCCGCUGAGACCCGGGAGCAUGGGCAAGGCCUCCCUUCGACGGCCGGGCCUGGCCGGGGGGCGGGGCGGGCUGGGGGCCCCAGGCGGCUUUCUGAACUUUGAAAAGACCUUUGCAGAUGCACGCUUCCUAUCAUCAGCACAAGAGAAAAAUGGGGUUGCGACGCCAGACCAUGGGAAACGGAGAGACAAUCGCUUUCAUUGUGAUCUCAUUAAAGGCGACUUGAAGGACAGGCCUUUGAAACCGAGUCACAAGCCUCUCAGGUCCACAGAUUCAUCCCAGAGGCACCCGGGCAGCCCCCGCGUUGCCACUCUGCCCGGGGCGGGGCAGUGGGCGCCCGGAGCCCGGAGGGAGGGCGUGCCCAGGUGCAAUGGCUCCCUGCUCCGAGCCAGCGGUUCCCAGACUGCAGCCCAAGUGCCUACCACACCUGCCAGCCCGGUGAAAAACUGGGGCGGAUUCCGGAUUCCAAAGAAGGGGGAGCGGCCGCAGCAGGGAGAGGCCCCUGAGGGGCCUGGCCACCAGCACACAGGCUGCCCGUACCUCAGCCUGGGCCGGGCACCGGCCAAGGACCGGGCUAAGAGCAAAUUAAAAUCUGACCACGAGAAUGACGGGUACGCCCCGGACGUCGAACUGAGUGACUCUGAGGGCGAAGCAUCGGAGAAGAAAUGUCCACAGGCCAGCGGCCCCCUGGGCAGGAGGGCGGACUUCAUCCGGAGGAGCAUCUUGGCCUCCUGAUGGCCGAGGGGGACAGACCCCCCGAUUCCCGGGCUACACACACAUUUACUUACAAUUCAGAUUGGGUUUUUUUUUUUUUUCAGAGUCAUUUAUAAAUCACUGUUGUGAGAAGUUUGUGUUAUUAGCAACUUGUUGAGAAAACAGAAGAGUAGACUAACGUAGGACAGCUAAGGUCAGAAGCUGAGUGUUAAGGGUUACAAGAAGGCAAGGCUUCAGUAAGCCUCUGCAUACUGUGUUUCUUGCCCUCUGCAUUCUUCCAAAGCACAAACUCUGGGUUCCCUGAAUGUACAGAAUCCUAUCUAGUUCUGCAGAAUGGACUGACACCCUGUGGAGACCAGGGCGCCACGCACAGCCCUGAGGUGUGUUCCUAGGACUGGUCGAUUUUACAAUCACUCUGGCCCCCAAGGCCAUUCUUGUUGCAUUGACAGUGUGCAGGCCGCAGCUCUGGGGCCCGCCUGCACCCCGCGUCAGGAGAGCUGGCAGGAAGGGGGCUUCUGGAGGGCUGGGCGUGGGCCAUGCCACAAGGCUUGGGGAGC